AUGAACCCCGUUAACUUCUACGACGUCGAUGAGUCCCUCCAUACCUCCAUACCUCCAUAUGCCAGGCUUAUGUUUUACAUAUUCAUUAUUGCGUAUUUCUGCCGUGGAAGAAGGGCUCCGGCCGUGGGUUUAAGAGAGCCUCAAAACCUUGCCCAACUCAACGUCACAAGUUUUAUCAGCCCGAUACUGCUCAAUCCUCACUCACGGUGUCCACUGCUACGGAUUACGCCGCAGGAGCUUAGCCCACUUCUCCGACAAGCUUCACUGGGCAAUGGCCUAUCCAUUUUAAGUGGUGACAUCGGAAAUACUGGAAAUGCAUUCGUUGGCCAUCGCCCAUCCUCCGCCAUAAACCGCUCCCGCAGCUCGUCCAGAGCAAUGGACGCUUACCCGCCUGACUACGUGGACCACAACCUCCCGCUCAUUCUGCUCUCUGGCCUCGGAUCUGAUCCUGAAGCUAAUUCUCAGGACGGGAUCACACCAGAUGAUGGCGUUGAGUAUCCUCACCUACGGGAAGGCGGCGUCGAGAUAUUUUCCGAUUUCCCUCUCCUGACCGAUUCGACGGCGGAGAGAGUACUGAAUGCUCUCCUCAGCCAGGAUGCAACGCACAGGCCUUGGAAUGCUAGGGCCGGGGAUGUUGGGUAUAAGAUUAAGAGGGUUGGGCGGACUUAUACUCUGCCUCCCCGUAAAGGUCCCGUUCUGCCCAGGUCGCCCCUAUCUAGCAAUGUUUCGGGUGCACCUAGCAAUACCGCUGCUUCUCCCAUCGUGCUUCACUCACCGAUAUCUCCCCUGACACCCAGUUCCCCAACAUUUCCGGACGGGAUCAUGACCCCACAAUGGGUGACGAAACACCAGGCAUUGAUCCCCUCAGCCUUCAUCAAUUUCUUCCCAUUCACGACUGAUACGAACAUGGCCUCCCUUGGUGAUAACCAAUUGAAGAUAGAAAUUAACAGUUUACGGAAGAAAUGGGCGGCAUCCGGGUACAAGACACGGUUCAUUGUUGCUUUGCUUUGUGACGAUGGGCCAUUACCAGAAGAUGCAAAUGAUCGGAUCGCCGGUAUCAGGAUGGCGACAAACCUUGAUACGAAAAGUAUUUUCGUUGUCCAACCCGAGCCAUCACAGUUAGAUAUCAGCGAAUUUAUCAAAGCUCUCUUCGCCAAUUUGCGAGGCCCAAGCGUUGAGUACUAUAGGGAUCUCUCGAAGCAUGCCAGACGAAAGAAAAAUCGAGGCACCAUCCCUCCCCCCACUGCACCACCUACCAGCGGGACUUCACAGACUUUGCCGCUCCAGGGCUGGAAUGUUCGAUACGACUUUAAACUUGGCGUUUUUGCUGAAUUUCGUCAAGAGAUGGACGCUGCGUGCCGUAGUUACGAGGCUGCCUACGAAGGGCUGUUUGGUGAAGAAGUCUUCGAAAUGAUUGCAGGGUGGAGCCCUAGGUUUAACGAUGCGCGAAUGCUUGCGGAUAUUCUUUCAAUUCGAAUCAUUCGUUGUUUAUUAUGGACUGAGCAGACUUCAUCUGCAGUCCACAUAUGGAGUACACACAAAAGUCGUGUCAAAGAUAUUGUAGAUCGUCGUGGUAAAGGGACGAACAAUUAUGGAUGGGAGGCAUGGCAAGCCAGAUGGUCUCUGGUGAUGGCCCAGAUUAUGCAUCAGGCGGAAAUAUCAUCUCUAAUGGUCCCUGAUCUUCUGGGGUCGGUUCCUGACCUCCACAAAACAAUAUACGCUAUGCCCGAGAAAGGAAUUCCGGCUGGCGGGAGGAUACAGCCGUGGGAAUAUCUCCAUCAUGAGGGCUACUGGUACCGUUGUGCUGCCCAACAUACCGAGCGCAGGAGACAGCUUGCGGAGAAUAUUCCAGAUGAGGACCGAGUCGCUCCCACGCAACCUACCGGCUCGUCAUCACUGAGUAGGGCCACUGUUUACGAUAACUAUCUCGCUCCUGAACCUUAUAAUGAAUAUCCCAUAUCUGACCACCCAGGGCUCGCCCAUUCUAAAUUGAUUCUUGGUUUCCUCGAAUCGUCAACAGAGGAGUUCUCCAAAAGGCAGCAAAAUCGCAUUGUAGAACAGCUAAGGCUAAAAAUGGCGAAGGAGCAUAUGAGAAUUGGACAAUGGAAAGAUGGAUUGGCUCUCAUACAGCCUUUAUGGCUGCAGCUAUCAUGGCGGAGGGAGGGCUGGUGGGGGCUGAUGGAAGAUUUUGCUUGGACACUACGAGAAUGUGCCGUACAAGCCGAAGAUAGAGAGACUGUUUUGCGGGUAGACUGGGAGUUAAUGAACCAUAUUGCGGCAUCCUUUGUCUUCGCCAAAUCGGAAGGCAAUGUGGGAGAGCCCCUACAGUCCCAGCUUGUUAUCAGGUCAUGUGCUCAUGCUGGAUCUUCGCCAAUUCGCUUGACGGAGGUAAGAGUUGCCUUUGAAGGUAAUAUUCGUCCUAUUAAGCUUCUAGCAAGUGAAAAUGAAUCUUCCAGCUCUUCCAGCGGUUGUGAGAUCGUACCUGUUUCGUUGCAAGAUUCUGUAAACUUGGAGGCUUCAACCGUGCAAUCGCCAGCUGCUGGGUUGCCUCUGAUGGUCGGGGUUACCAACCUCUCAUUUGGCCCGAAGCAGACACGGGCGUUCAACCUUGUGUUGGUGCCACGAGAACCAGGUGAAGCACAAGUGGCGUCAAUUACAUUACGAAUCGAACAAGAAAAUUUCGAUCUGUCCUGCGUUAUUAGUGAACAGAAUCGAGAUGAGUCGGUCUGGUGGAGAAUGGGGAAGCAAGGGCCCAUUUCCCGGAGGACAGGAAAGGACAGAGAUACUUCAGUAUCACGGAUCUUGCCGAAACCCCCGAAAGUCCGCAUCUCGACGCCGAGGUCACGGAAUCACUAUUACACGGAUGAGAAGGUUAUGCUUGAUGUUCAGAUCGAUAACGACGAAGACGACGCGGCUGAGGUUGACGUUGAGAUCAAGUUGUUUGGAUACACUGAAACCUCGGCAACUUUUUCAUGGAUUAAUGAGACGGCUAGUGACUCAAUAGCAGCCGAGGAUGCAAGCCCUAGUUCUCUUAAUACCCCUAUUGAGGGUGGUGGCUCUUCGACCCUCUCAAAAAGACGUACAGUUGGGACAUUGGCUCGUGGAGCCAGCCGCACUCUUUCCAUCCUGUUCACAAACACGACAUUGCCACUAGAUUAUGAGGUUGAAAUAUCCGCCUUCUAUCACCUAGUUUCCGAUGUUGAGACGAAAAUAUUCAAAACUGUUUCCUUAGACCUAUCCUUUAUUAGACCGUUCGAGGCCAAUUAUGAAUUCUUACCACGAAUUCAUCCAGCACCGUGGCCAGAUUUCUUCCACUACGACGAUUCACCAUCGGAAGAUAAUGAAGAACAGGAGCAGAAGCACAAUGGCCUUCAGCAAUUAUGGUGCUUAAACUCGAAAAUAGUGUCAUUCGCUUUAGAACCACUUACCAUCGAAGAAGUCAACGUGUCGCUGCUAGGGAUCACGGCUGGUAAUGUUUGCAGAAUCGGCACAGAAACUCUUAAAAGCCCUGAAGCCCCUACGAUUGGGCCUGAAGGGUUGCGAGAAUCUGAAUUCACCAUGGAAAUCCAACGCCUUGCGCUUAAUAACCGGCAGCCAUCGACCUUAAAUCUUGCACUGGAUAUACGAUGGCGCCGCCCCGACGACGACGACAACAAUGACCAACAAUCAUCAUCUUCAUCCCAAUCAACGAUAUCAACACUUCCGAUCCCCCGCUUCCUCGUCCCCCUCGUUGAGCCCCGCGUCCUCGCCCACGCAACGCCGUCCGCAACUCUUCCCGGCUUCCUGCACCUCGACUACACUCUCGAAAACCCCUCAAUGCACUUUCUCACCUUCAACAUAACAAUGGAAGCCAGCGACCAGUUUGCGUUUCAUGGACCCAAGGCCACGACGUUGCAACUGGUGCCGCUCAGCAGACAUACGGUGAGGUAUAACUUACUAGCCAAUGUGAGGGGCAAGUGGAUACAGCCGCAGUUGGUAGUGGUGGAUUCGUACUUUAACAAGACGUUGAGGGUGUUGCCCACAGAGGGGAUGAUGGGCGAUAAGAAGGGCAUUUUGGUGUGGGUUGAUGCGGACGGGUGAGAGGGAUGGUAUGCGCGUUGUUCAAGUUGACGAUACAUAUUCGGGAAUCUGCGGAAGACCAAAUCACUGAGGCAAAGAAUUUACUCGAUAUAUUGCUUUUUGUCAUAUCCAUAGGUAGUGCGUCCUUUGU
This is a messenger RNA of Histoplasma capsulatum G186AR, 4210 nucleotides long. RefSeq lists its product as uncharacterized. Bases 1 to 4080 code for a protein of 1359 amino acids. The record is from RefSeq and is a predicted model, not a curated record. The transcript is spliced from 5 exons. NCBI's taxonomy places the organism in Eukaryota, Fungi, Ascomycota, Eurotiomycetes, Onygenales, Ajellomycetaceae.